Messenger RNA from Colletotrichum chrysophilum, 894 nucleotides. RefSeq lists its product as uncharacterized. The transcript is spliced from 2 exons. Gene Ontology annotation, biological process: peptidyl-proline hydroxylation to 4-hydroxy-L-proline. Gene Ontology annotation, cellular component: endoplasmic reticulum. NCBI's taxonomy places the organism in Eukaryota, Fungi, Ascomycota, Sordariomycetes, Glomerellales, Glomerellaceae. Gene Ontology annotation, molecular function: iron ion binding; L-ascorbic acid binding; procollagen-proline 4-dioxygenase activity. Bases 1 to 894 code for a protein of 297 amino acids. The record is from RefSeq and is a predicted model, not a curated record.
AUGUCGCUGAGCUCCCUCCUCCCAGGCAGCCGCAAAAAGCGGUCCCCGCCCCCGAAACGCGGCCCCCAGCCCGUCCGGACCUUGUACACCUCCAACCCCGUGCCGGUCCCCGCAGACUUCCUCGCCGCCCCGCCGCCGGGCGCCCCGCCCGUGACGCUCACCCGCAUCGACUGGUCCAAGACGCAGCUUCCCGAGAACGAGGGCCGCUACGCCGUCGUGCUCGACAACGUGCUGACGCGCGCCGAGUGCGCGCAGCUGCUUGCGCUCGCCGAGGCCAGCGCCGUCACCGCGGACAAACCGUGGCAGCCCGCGCUGGUCAGCAUGGCGCAGGGCUGGGAGAUCCUGGAGCCCGAGUACCGCAACAGCGACCGCAUCAUCUGGGACGAGCAGGAGGUCGUCGACCGGCUGUGGGCGCGGUGCGCGCUGGCGGAGGGGCUAGGGGAGGAGCUGGCGGCGUUUGAGGGGGUUGCGCGGCCGGAUAGGGGGUUCGAGACGGAUUGGGUGUUUGAUCGGUUUAAUAAGCGGAUGAGGUUUUUGAAGUAUGGCAAGGGCCAGUUUUUCAGACCUCACUGCGACGGUCCUUACAGCGAGGAGAUGGAAGACGGGACGGUGUAUAGGACGCAUUACACCGUCCAUCUAUACCUGAACGACUCUGUUGCCGAGGUGGGAAAGGAGAAGGCGGACCUAGUGGGCGGCGCGACGUCGUUUCUGUCAAAUGAUGAGAGGAGGAAGGUUGAUGUAGACCCCAAGGCCGGGAGGGUUCUUAUUUUCCAGCACAACCGGCUGUAUCACUCUGGAGACGAUGUGAUUCAAGGGACGAAGUACACCUUGAGGACUGACAUCUUGUAUAAGCUCGUGAAGACGGAGACGAAGAGGGAACAUGAGGCUGCUUGA